Molecule: messenger RNA, 387 nt
Organism: Seminavis robusta
Lineage: Eukaryota; Bacillariophyta; Bacillariophyceae; Naviculales; Naviculaceae
Source: the annotation of a GenBank genome assembly
AUGACAGAAUCCAACCCAACCAUCAACUUGACCGAUGCCACCCCGAGUAGCGAGGGCAACACUGGACCGGCGGCAGCUGGGACUGUGGAAGCGGCGGCGUCCAUAUUGAUGGAGGCGGGGGUGAACUUUGCGGAGCUGCAGCUUCCGCAAGGAUUACAGCGAUUCGAUCUUACUUUCAAUACCGGCGCCACAACCAACAAUGAUGGAUCGGUUACGAUGGACCCGACCUUCGUGGAAAAGCAGAUAGCCUUCUUUGAAGAGCAGAGAGCCUUCAACAAAAGACUGGAAGCCAAAGUGGACAAAAUGCUCGCGAAUCAAGCUCAGAUCAAGGCCAACCUCGUCGCUCAUGGCCUUUGGGAAGCUACCGGUACUAGCAACAGUCAGUAG